Paramuricea clavata is the source of this 1119-nucleotide messenger RNA. The record is from the annotation of a GenBank genome assembly. NCBI's taxonomy places the organism in Eukaryota, Metazoa, Cnidaria, Anthozoa, Malacalcyonacea, Plexauridae.
AUGCUGAAUACAACAAGUCGAGAAUGUAAAUCAUUAACCGAAAUGACGUCAGAACUCAAUCUCAAACAAAUUAUCGAAUCUCCAACCCGCAUCACAGACAUUAGCCAAUCUUUGAUUGACGUGAUUUUGGUCAGUUCUCCUAAUACCGUACGUGACAGUGGUGUCCUAAACUGCACUAUCAGUGAUCACCUGCCCGUGUAUGUUACGCUUAAGCUAAAGCCUACCAAACCACCACCCAUCCACAUUACAGUUCGCAGCUAUAGGAACUACGACCCCGAAUUAUUUGCCACUGAUCUCGCAUCUAAAUCUGAACGCCUUCUUUCCGUCUUUUCAGUCAAUGAUAUUAAUGAAAAACUCAAAAUUUUCAAUGACGUACUGCAGACCGAUUCUCAUGCCCCAAUAAAGACCCUAAAAGUCAGAGACAGACCGUGCCCUUUUGUGACACCUGAAAUAAAAGAACUGAUGGACAAGAGAGAUCGACUACACGGCCUUUUUCUUAAGACACGAAACCACAGCGAUUGGUGCAACUUCAAAGCAGCUCGUAACGCUGUUAAGACCGAACUCAUUAAAGCACAAAGAAAUCAUGUUUACAAUGAAGUGAUGAAGCAUAAAAACAACACGGGUUCCUUAUGGAAAAUUAUCAAAGAUACUGUAGCUUACAAAGAAAAAGAGACGGUCGUCUAUAGCAAAGACCCAAAGAUAGUUGCUGAAGAGUUCAACCACUUCUUUUCUUCUGUUGGGGAGAACACAGCCAUAGCAGCAUCUCAAUUAUUACAAGAUUAUAAUAUUUACCCUGAUACUCCACCCACUGCAGCGUUUAAUAGAAAUUACCCUGUAUACGAAUCUGAGAUGUUUAAUUUUGACCCUGUCUCCUGUUCUGAAGUUAAAAACAUUAUAAUGUCCAUGCCCACCAACAAGGCUCCAGGCAAAGAUAAAGUAAGCAUGCGCAUUAUUAAGGACUGCUUACCAGUCAUCCUCGGACCAUUAACAGAUAUUAUUAAUGCUUCACUGACGUCUUCUGAGUUCCCACAAUCUUGGAAGGAGGCGGAAGUUAUUCCACUAAUAAAGGAGGGUGAUCAUGACUACCAUCCAACAAUCGUCCCCUUUCCUUACUUAUAG